Molecule: messenger RNA, 2501 nt
Organism: Gracilinanus agilis (Agile Gracile Mouse Opossum)
Lineage: Eukaryota; Metazoa; Chordata; Mammalia; Didelphimorphia; Didelphidae
Gene: CEP44
Product: centrosomal protein 44
Exons: 14
Coding region: 1-1497 (498 amino acids)
Cellular component (GO): spindle pole; centrosome
Source: RefSeq, a predicted model, not a curated record
AUGGCAACUGGUGAUUUAAAAAGAAGCUUACGAAAUCUAGAACAAGGAAUUCGAUUGCUUGGUUAUCCUAGAGAGGUGGAUUAUUCAGGUUUAGUAAAAGGAGAUCCUGCUGCAUAUUUGCCUAUUAUCAGCCAUUCCCUGACUUCAUAUUCAACUUAUGUAGCAGAAUUUUUGGUGAUUUCCAAUACAGAACUCACAGCAAAGAAUGAUUAUCGAUUCAUUGAUUCUGUCUAUAAGCUUCUUCGAGAUAAAUUUCACUAUAAACCAAUUUUGACAAAAAAGCAGUUUUUCCAGUAUGGGUUCGUAGAGUGGAAGAUACAGAUUGUCUGUGAUAUUUUGAAUUUAGUGAUGAAAAAACACAAGGAGCUAUGUAACCUAGAUAAGACUGUAAUCCAGAAAAAGAAACGUCCUAUCAAGCCAGUAUCUUUUUUAAAUUUUGAGAAAACUCUUGUAGAACCUGUUGUUCCAGAUUUCACAUUCAGGGCUCUGCCUUCAGAGCAGAAAAAGCCACUUGUGGAACGUCACCCAAAUAGUGAAAAUUUGUCUCACCUACUCUUUUCUGAAAUUGAAGAUAAUGAAAAUUUUAAUGAACCUGGAAAAGAUGUUAUUGGAAUCACUUGUGAAUCACAAGACACAGAACUUAAUGCUAAGAUUGAAGAUCUUCGGAGUAUGCUUGCUGAAUGCCAAGAAAAACUUAAAAAACAGAUUUUGAUAGAGGAUAAGUUACGUUAUUUGGAAGAACAACUGAAAGGAAAAGUGAUUAUGCAAGAACUGGAAUCUGAUGUUAAUUCUGAGAUUGCAGAACUACGGAAUAUUCUUGCUGAAUGCCAAGAAAAACUUAAAAAACAGACAUUGAUUGAGGAAAAGUUACAUUAUUUGGAAGAACAACUGAAAGGAAAAGUGAUUAUAGAUGAAAUGGUUUGGAAUAAUCUUUUAAGUCGUGUCACCCUCCUUGAAACAGAAAUGCUUUUACAUGUUAAAAAGUAUGAUGUACCUUCAGAUACUCUUGAUUUGAAAGAAGAUCACAAGUAUAGCAGGAACAGGGUUCUUUCAUCUCCUGGUAUCGAAUAUCCUUAUCACUUGGGAGGAUUCACUCACAACAACUUAUUACUUGAAGGAGGAAAAAAUGACUUGGCUGCUGAAAAAGAGCCUGAUGCAGCUAAAGGAAUAGAAGGUGCAGGAAGAUGGGUAUAUGACCCUGAGCAAGUUACAACCCCAUUGCCUAGCCUUUGCCACUCAUCUGCUUUGGAACUGAUUCUUAGUGUCUAUUCUAAGACAGAAGAUAGAAAAAGGAGGGAAGAUAUGCCGGAGAGUCUCCUUGAGCAGUCUGGAUACAGCUUACUGUUAUCUGCAGAUUCCUCUCCCCAACCCAGUACUAUUAAUUUCUUUGGUUUGACAGAGACUUCAAAGGAGACAACAAUGGAGAAAAUAGAAAGGAUAAAAAAAAUGUUUCAAGAAACUGCUGACUUGUUGAAAUAUUCAAAUAACUCCUCUUAGAAUUUCCUCCAUGGACUUCUGAGACUCAACACUGAACAUUUUCCUUAUUUUAAGACUUAUUUGUACAGUUUAAAAUAUAUUGAUAUUGCUACAUUAAGAAUUCCAUUUGGUGUAUUCAUUAUGGAAGAAAUAAUUUAUUUCUUUUGAACUGUAAUUACACUACUUUACUGUGUUUGAGCUUUUCGUGAGGAAAAUAUUCCUGUUGUUCCAGUAGAUUUCUUUUGCAGAGUGAAGUCAUUAUAGCAGUGUAUUUUUGUGUUGACAUUUGUUGGCAGUGUGCUAAGUAAUAUGUUUUUUAAAGUGCAGGCUUGAGGACCACAGUUUACAUCCUGUUGGAAACACUCCAACGGGGACUUGCAUAUUGCACCCAAGAGAUUUUCAUGCAUACCAUUUUGCCAUCUGUGUAGUCAAAUAAGUUGUAAUGAGAAGUUAAAUGUACACAUUGAGAAUGAAAAUGUUUUUAUUUUUUAAAAUACAGCUUUUCUUUUUCAGCUUAGUAGAAAAGUAGUGAUGCAUUAGAUUCUCAAUUAACUUUGAAAAAGUGAAGGUCAGUGUGAUCUCCCACUUCUAUAUUUGUGUGUAGGUCUGAAGUCUUACUGUGAAAAAGGUGUUGAGUGUUUUAGUGCCAUAUUCGGUAACACAUUUUAAGACCAGCAGCACAGAUGGAUACCAUCCAGAGUUACAAAGAUACACAAAAGGUUUUUAGUUUUUGUUCUUUUUAUUUUGGGGGUGGAUGGGAGAGUGGAAUGGGGGCUGUGAGUUGAAGUUGUAAAUUUCUUUAGAGAUGUGAAUGAUAUUGAUGGAAAGUUUAUAUGGAAUUGAGUCAAGGUUAAAAAAGAGAAUUUAAAAUUUUCUCAUUUUAAAACGGAAGUUUACUUUGAACAGAUUUCAAGAGAAGAUGGUUUCUUUAUUAUGAAGGAAGAAAACAGUUUUUUCCUUUGAUUUUAUUUUUCCCUAAAUAUAUAUGUAAUUAAGAAUUUUAAUUUUAAACUUAAAAUGUUUUG